AUGCCAUUGUUCGAUCUAUUUAAGAGAGAAGAGUUUGGAAGUCGGUUCUUCCUCUUUUGUCUUUGCUGUGAGCUCGACGAAAGUCUAGCUUUGUCGUUAUCACCCACCCUCCCACCACCAGGAGGAGUAGUAUG
Messenger RNA from Dentiscutata heterogama, 134 nucleotides. The record is from the annotation of a GenBank genome assembly. Lineage: Eukaryota; Fungi; Glomeromycota; Glomeromycetes; Diversisporales; Gigasporaceae.